AUGGACAUCUCCAAUACCCAACUCUUGGCAACCACUAUUCUACAGUCUGCUUCUCUAAGUUCGACUACUUUAUAUUCCACAUAUUUACUCAGGGAUGGCUUUGGGGACAAUCCCCUUUUCUACUGCCUGAUUGCCGAAAUACAUGACCCACAAAAGCCAUCAGAAAAAUUGGCUGUUGGAUUUGCCAUGUACUAUUUCACAUAUGACCCAUGGGUUGGCAAAUUACUUUACUUGGAGGACUUUUAUAUCAUCCAGGCUUACCGAGGUCUAGGUAUUGGAGCUGAAAUGCUGAGGAGGAUAAGUCAGAUAGCCAUCAGAACCAAUUGUAACUGCAUGCACUUUCUUGUCGUCAUUUGGAACCAGGCUUCUAUUAAGUACUACACUCGUCGAGGGGCCUUAGACCUUUCCUCAGAGGAGGGAUGGCAUCUGUUCAGAUUUAACAGAGAAGAACUUAUGGACAUGGCAAGGGAAGAAUGAAUAAAGCCUCAUAACAACUCAUCCCAACACAGGCUGCACCAUUUGAAUGUUACCUGAGUUCAACAGCAGUUUGACAUUGAAUGUUGUAAAAUACAGCAAGUGAUCAUAAUAUUCUUGUAGAUCUUUUACUUUGAAACAUAUUUUGUAGACACAGUUAGCUCUUCAGUAUGCACUCUUACUAACAGCCAGUAAGAAUACUGAUAAU
Messenger RNA from Castor canadensis (American beaver), 682 nucleotides. The record is from RefSeq and is a predicted model, not a curated record. NCBI's taxonomy places the organism in Eukaryota, Metazoa, Chordata, Mammalia, Rodentia, Castoridae.